Molecule: messenger RNA, 96 nt
Organism: Gongylonema pulchrum
Lineage: Eukaryota; Metazoa; Nematoda; Chromadorea; Rhabditida; Gongylonematidae
Source: the annotation of a GenBank genome assembly
AUGGAGUUCGAGUACCACGGGAUGCAGGGAAAUGAAAAUAAUUUCCUGAACUACAGCGAGUGCAAGCAUAAAUGCAUGAGUACGCGUCUUCGCUAA